AUGACACGUCGUCUGCAUGAGUUCAAGAUGGAGAAUGGUUCGACCAUGUCGAAGCACUUGGAUGCUUUUGACGAGCUUGUUGUCGGCCUCCAGACACUUGGAGAGCCAGUCGAUGACUCUCGGCAGCUAGUGGUGCUGCUUAGUAGUCUUCCGACGGACUAUGAGAUCAUCUCGUCAAUUGUGGAGAAUUCCAAGGCCAUUACGCUCAUCGAGGUCAAGGAAAAGCUGCUCAAGGAGGAUGAACGAUUGCAGAGGAAGGAGACUACGGAGAAGGCGUUUCCUGUAAGCAGCAACGGUAGACGGUUCAAGGGAGGCCAAGGUAACGGCCGCAAGGGAAACUAUCUACGGAAAACCAACACCGGAAUUAAAGGCAAGUGCUUUAAGUGUGGUCAAGUCGGACACUAUAAGCGGGACUGCCUGAAGCGUAGCAAUGGCGAGGAAGAAGGUGCUGUGUUUGCUGCUGGUGAGUUGCAAUGUGAAGAAUGGCUUAUCGACAGCGGGGCUACGUCGCACAUGACACCACAUCGGAGCGAUCUAUUUGAGUACAAGGAGUUGAAGACUGGUCAACAAGUCUCUAUCGCUGAUGGCAAGAAGCUGCAGGUAGCUGGAGUGGGAACAGUCAAGCUGAAAGGUCUAGACGGUCGACGGAUCAUGAUGGUCGAUGUCAUGCACAACCCAGGACUUGACAAACGAUUGCUGUCCGUUGGCAAACUGGCAGGACGAGGCAUGAGGGUGGAGUUUCAAAGCUCGUCCUGCAUCAUUUGGAGUGCCAAGCGCGCGAUUGCAAGCGGCAAGAAGAUUGGCAAGGCGUACUUCCUGGAUUGCGAACAAGAAGAAGCCCGACUUGUAGAAUACGCAGGGGCUGAAAGUGAGUGGGAGCUUUGGCACGCUCGCUUGGGACACCCCGGAAGAUCUGGUAUGGACAAGACACAGCGCGCUACGAGUGGUAUGCCGGCGGUAAAGCAGGGCAUCGAGAAGCUGUGCAGUGGAUGCAUGAAGGGCAAGCUGACGAUCGAUACAUUCCCGUCUCAAUCGCUAACAAGGACGUCACGUGUGUUGGAACUAGUACACACGGACGUGAUGGGACCGAUGAAGACGGUCUCAAAGGGUGGUGCACGAUUCGUAUUGACAUUCGUAGACGACUACUCAAGAUUUGUGGCAGCGUACUUCAUGAAUCACAAGAGCGAGGUGGCCGCAAGGCUUAGCGAGUUCAAGGCUUUCUAUGAGAAUCAAUGGGGCAAGCACUUGAAGUGUAUACGGUCGGAUAACGGGACGGAGUUUGUCAACAAGAAGAUUGCCCAUAUAUGCGCCCGUAAUGGUAUCAUGCACCAGCGGACAGUACCAUAUAGUCCGCAACAGAACGGCGUUGCGGAACGCAUGAAUCGCACUAUCAUGGAGAAGGCAAGGAGCAUGCUGUACUACAAUGGUAUCGACAUGCAGUGGUGGGCAGAGGCGGUCAGUACGGCUGUGUACUUGAUCAACAGAUCCACAAACUCUGCAAAUUCGGACGUAACACCGUUCGAGGUUGGUUUCAAGAUGAAGCCGAGUAUUGAGCAUUUGCGUGUGUUUGGAUCGCAAGGGUAUGCUCACAUUGACGACGCCAAGAGGACGAAGCUCGAACCAAAGCGUUACCGGUGUAUGUUUCUCGGAUAUGCGGAGAACACCAAGGGAUACAGGGUGUUCAAUCUGGAAAGGUCGAAGGUUGUCAUAUCGCGCUCCGUAAAGCUGGACGAGCGGGAAGUUGAAGGCAUAUACGACACGGUGGUACCAGAUAAAGUACCAGUCGUCAAGUAUAUUAGGGACACUGAUGAAGCAGUGAUUCCGGUGGUUCGUCCGUAUGAUGGAGACGAGACGAUGGAAGAUGUCGAAGAAAGCGCUCCUGAUGUCGAGAUGGACGAGAUAGAAUCGGCUCCAUUCGAAACAGGUAUCAUCAUACCUCAAGUACUCGAUCCAGAAACUCAAGAACCAAGAGGCGAUGAGAUAACGGGAUAUCAAGCUCCGAGACAAGCUUUUCAGGAGGACAGGUUGGUAUUUCAGCCGGAGAUAAAUCGGACAAGACGCUCACGAGACAGAAUGCUGCUGCUUGAGAAUGGGAAUAGCAGUGAAGACACGUCAGAAGGUAGCGAUGGACCACCUUCUCCAAAGCGUGCAAGAAUUGAUAACGAAGGUCUCAUUGCAGAGGCUGUAUUAGCCUAUGCUGCAAGCGUUGGCGAGGCGGACGACGCUCCAUCAACAUACAGCCAAGCGUUAAAAGGCGAAGACAACAGCAAGUGGAUUCAAGCGAUGCAAGCGGAGCUCAAGGCGCACGCCGAUAACGGGUCCUGGACACUGGUACCAAAACGGCAAGACAUUCGACCAAUCGGGUGCAGAUGGAUAUUCGCUAAGAAGCGAAACGAACACGGACAAGUGGUGCGCUACAAAGCUCGACUCGUCGCAAAGGGGUUCAAGCAGAAAUUCGGUGUCGACUUCUUCGAGACGUACUCUCCCGUGGCAAACAUGAACUCGAUCAGGGACACGGCGUUCUUGAACAGUGAUCUCAAGGAAGAUGUGUACAUGGAAGUGCCAAAUGGCAUAGCUAAUGCGGAGAAGAUGAUGUGCAAGUUGGACAAGGCAAUCUACGGUCUCAAGCAGGCUGCAAGUGCGUGGAACAAGACAAUCCAUGCUGUAUUCUUACAGAUCGGAUUUCGUAGCAGCGGAGCAGAUCAGUGUAUCUACGUCAAGCAUCAAGAUGACAACUAUGUCUAUGUUUGUCUCUACGUCGACGACAUGAUCAUCGCCGCCAAGACCAGCAGCGAGAUUCAAGAGGUCAAGACAGCACUCAAGAGCUCAUUUCGUAUGAAAGAGCUAGGCAAGGCUAAAUUUAUUCUUGGCGUGGAGAUUGAUCAUGACCACAACUGCAGUAAGCUGAUGAUUCGACAGACUCGAUACAUCGAUGAUGUGGCCAGCCGUUUUAAUCAAGAGGACGCAAAGGCAGUGGUCAACCCAUGCGAGUCCGGCCUGAAGCUGUCAAAGAAGCAAUCCCCAACGACGGAUGUCGAUAGAGCAGAAAUGCAGUCAAAGCCGUACAGGUCGCUGAUCGGAUGUUUGCUAUACAUCACGACAUGUACGCGCCCAGAUGUGAUGUAUGUCAUCACGCAGCUAUCAAGGUUUUUGGACAAUCCAGGACAGCAACAUUGGAAGGCAGCCAUUCGUGUUCUUCGGUAUCUCAAGACGACAAGAGACUACGGGAUAAUCUACGACGGCAGCGCUAGCGAAGUAACAGCUACAGCGUAUACGGACGCGGACUGGGGUAGCAACAUCGCUGAUCGACGCUCCGUGUCAGGGAUAAUGGUGAUCAUCGGUGGCGCACCAGCCAUAUACAAGUCCAAGUAUCAACGCACGGUGGCUCUAAGCUCUGCUGAGGCAGAGUACAUGGCUUUAAGCCUGUGUACACAGGAAGUGUUAUGGGUUCGUGCGCUGCUUAAGGAUCUAGGUCACGAGCAAGUGGGAGCAACGUGGGUCUGGGAAGACAAUCAAGGAGCAAUUGGGCUUGCCAGCAAUGCCGGCUACAAUGCCAGAACCAAGCACGUUGACAUUCGUCACCACUUCAUCCGGGAGAAUGUGGCCCACGAUAUCAUCGUGGUCAAGUAUAUCUCCACCAUGGACCAAUUGGCCGACAUGCUAACGAAGGCUCUGGGGACCAAGCGACUGAACUAUUUGAUACAAGCAAGCUGCAUUGGACCCAAGGGCAUUUAG
Messenger RNA from Peronospora matthiolae, 3735 nucleotides. NCBI's taxonomy places the organism in Eukaryota, Oomycota, Peronosporomycetes, Peronosporales, Peronosporaceae. The record is from the annotation of a GenBank genome assembly.